UUACAGAGCUGAACACAACUUAAAACUAAAAACUCUAAAAAAAAGUCAAGGUACUUUAUAUAUAUUUUGUAAAAGUGAAUCCGGUUCGAGUGUAAAUUUAUAUACUAAAAAGGUUCGGAAUAUAUAUAUAUCUGUAUCUAUUUAUCGUGUGACAUAUAAAGCUAUCCAACAUGAGCACUCACGCUCCGGAUAUACUCGACGACGACAUAGAUCGGGAUCUGGCUUGCCCCAUAUCCCCUGCGCUCAGCGAGGAGCUGGAUCGUCCAAUCGAUAUAUUGGACAUCGAUCGGCCAUGUAUCGAUACCACUGUCGGAUCAGUGCCGGCUGAUAACGCCACGUUCAUCGAGUCGGACAAACACGAUGUUUAUCUACAGAGCCGUUGUGACUCGAGCACAAAUCCUGAUCGUCCAUACUCGCUGAACGAUAUGGGCCCGGAGGCCGAUCUGAAGGAACCAUUGGGACCUUGCGGAGAUUAUGUGGAGCAGUCGCAUAUACCGUGCAUCAAGAUCGAUAACAAGGAUAGUUUCUAUUCACGCAAUCCGAUUACCGGCUCCGGUCUUAAUGGCGAUGGCGUCGGCGGUCUGAAGCCAAAGAAGCUCAAGAAUCGAGAGGGUAACCCCGUCACCGGGGAGGGUUACAAGCCGGGCGCCACCGACUUCAUACAGCCGCCCAAUCAAAUGGGCGGACAGCCGAUGCACCCUAACACGAAUAAUAGAGUCCCACCUGGCGGGUAUUCGUCGGGACUGUGGUAAAUAUUAUAUCCAGAGCGUUUUGACCAGCCCUGCAAGCUGAAACCAAACAUCAAAUACAAAUUAAAAACGCAUCGAAGAUGGUAUAUCGAAAGAGCGAUAUCGAUGACAAUCGCAAGGCCCGAUUUUAGCACGAACAACUACAAAAAUUGCGGAAAGGAACUAAUAAUACUAAUUUAAGGACAACUGCAAUGUUACCUAAGGAAAAUUCCAAACAGAAACAAAACAAAAAUCUCCGAUGAAAGAACAGGCUGCACAUGAGAAUACCAAAAAUAUACCAACUUUAUAUUUUUAUCAAGAAAAACCCAAUAGCUGAAAAAUACAGAUAGAAAAAUCACGGAAGAAUCGCUUACACAAAAAAAAUUUUAUAUUACGCUGAAAAAUUUUAAGGAAAAACUAAAUUCUAUUUCUUGGCAAAAAUACAAGAAAAUCACGACGAACCAAACAAAAGACUGCAUAGAUGCCAAUAAUACACGUGAAAAAAUACUAACUGAACUCUAGGUUGAUGUAACUAGACGUAUACCACGCGAAUCGUACUAAGAAAUAAUGGAAAUCUAUGUUAAUUAGCUACCAACAAAAAAUACCAAAUUAUAAUUUAUACCAAC
Messenger RNA from Drosophila hydei, 1354 nucleotides. Its product is annotated as microtubule-associated protein Jupiter-like. The coding region runs from base 171 to 752 and encodes 193 amino acids. The transcript is spliced from 3 exons. Lineage: Eukaryota; Metazoa; Arthropoda; Insecta; Diptera; Drosophilidae. The record is from RefSeq and is a predicted model, not a curated record.